Molecule: messenger RNA, 735 nt
Organism: Dovyalis caffra
Lineage: Eukaryota; Viridiplantae; Streptophyta; Magnoliopsida; Malpighiales; Salicaceae
Source: the annotation of a GenBank genome assembly
AUGGCCACUACUAGUGAUGACACAAUGUCUUCUAAUUAUAACUACCGAUACUGGGAUUUUCAGCAAGAUCACAUUCUCUUUAAGUAUAAGAAACUUGUCGAUGACUUGCCUGUCUCUGCCAAAACCAAGGGUUUUAUAAUGGAGUUUCGAUAUCAAGAAAAGCUUCAACGUCAGUAUCAGCCCUACAACGACACUCGAUUGUUGCAUUCUUCAACUGAACUAGUCUACGUUAAAGGUAGGGCUUCACAUUCUAAGAUCGCCAUGGAACAAAUCUUGUGCCCUAGACUUUGUUUAAUGGGUAUACCUCAAGAAGACCACGAGAGAUUAGUGCAAGAAACCCUUUGUUCCACUAGCAAACAUGGAUAUAAAAAAGCUGCUGGGCCGGUCCCCAUUGUUGUGGAGAUUGUGUUGUUUAGUGUUGUGAAGGAUAAGGGUCAGGAGGAGAAGGUGAUGGAUUUGUCCAGGGAGAGAUCAAUGAAAAAUCAAAGAUUCAAAUCGGUGCCAGUAAUAGGUAAAUAUGGUAGAUUCGUUAAGGGAUUGAAGAAAGUAGGACUUGUGUACGAGGAUAUGGAUGUUUGUGGGAUAUGUCUGCAAAGACUAGAAGACAAGCUUUUCGGGGCAACUUGGUUGCCAUGUUCACAUGCCUAUCAUGGAUCUUGCAUUGGCAAGUGGUUUGACACCAGUCCUUCUUGCCCUACUUGCCGCUUCCAAUUCACUGAAGGUCGAAGUUCUUGA